CGUAUAACAAACCGGUUCGCUGUGUAAUGACGGUUAGAUCUCUGACUUUCUCCCUUCCUGCUGUCAUUUUGCUGUUUAGUUUACCACAGUGAAGUUGGACACUGUAGACCAUGUGCUGCUCCGGAGAAAGCUGACAGACCGAGCUGUUUGUGACAACCAGUGCGCAAGCGCAGUGUGAAGCAUACGUAAUUUACGUGGAGUUAUGGUUGGAGAGCCCACGUGCACACUUCCCAGUGCGCGUUCUCGCCUGUUUAACUGUUCAUGGCUGUGUAAUUAAUCAUUACAUCGAAGCUGACUGUUUCUAUGAGGCUGCAGCUGCUUGGAGGAAAGGCAGGACGAGCACCUGUUUGCAGAUAGCUCUCUCCUAGGCAUGACCAACCUCAAGCCCAAAGCGGAGAGCCAGAGCGAUGAAGCCGAGGGCCCAGAUGGAGGCUGGGGCUGGGUGCUGGUCUGUGCCCUGUUCAUCAGCACGAGCCUUGUGUUCGGCCUGAUGCGUAGCUUGGGGAUCUUCUUUGUAGAGUUUGUCCAGUACUUUGAUGAGAGCGCUCAGGCCAUCUCCUGGAUCUCGUCCACGGGCCUGGCAGCACAGCAGUUCUUCAGUCCACUGGGUGCAGGACUAUGUAAUGCAUAUGAUGCCCGGUUGGUGGUGAUGACAGGGGGCUGUCUCGCUGGACUCGGCCUCAUACUUGCCUCACAGGCCACCUGUCUUGUUCACCUGUACCUCAGUAUGGGAGUUAUUUCAGGUUUGGGCUGGGGGCUGGUCUUCACUCCAAUGGUAGCUACAGUCAUGGCUAACUUCACUCGCCGGCGCACCCUGGCGUUGGGACUUGCGUUCUCCAGCAUCGGCCUCUCCUCCUUUGCUUUCAACCCGCUCUUCCAGCUGCUGGUGGAGAUGUAUGCCUGGCGAGGGGCCCUUCUGAUUCUGGGGGGCCUCAGCCUCAACAUUGUGCCCUGCGGGGCUCUCAUCCAUCCACAGCGACGCUCUAAAGCCCCAGCAAAGGUGGAUUCAGAGAGCAGGUCAUCAUGUGCUGCAGUGCUGCACCGAGUCUCCUCCUACCUGGAGCUGUCGCUGCUCUUCGAGAGGCCUUACAUCACCUACACCUUGGCCGUCACUCUUCUUAACGUCGGCUACUUUGUGCCGUAUUUCCACCUGGUGGCCCACAGUCGCCAAGCUGGCUUUUCAGAGUACCAAGCUGCUUUUGUCAUGUCAGCUGCCGGUGCUUCAGACAUUUUGGGCCGCGUAGCGUCAGGCUGGUUCUCAGACCUGGGUCACUUUCGGCUGAUUCACUUACUGAGCGUGUGGACAACGCUGGCAGGAGUGUUCAUCAUGCUGCUACCUGUGAGCUCCUUGUCCAGUUCUUACUUUGCACUGAUGGCGAUCAGCCUUCUCUACGGCUUCUGCUCCGGGGCGUUGACCUCUCUGGUCUUCGCGGUGGUGCCCAUGAUUGUGGGUGUGGAGCGCAUGAUGGGGGCCCUCGGGCUGCUGCAGCUCAUCGAGAGCAGCGCGGGACUGCUGGGGACACCUCUGUCAGGGUUUCUCAAGGACGUCACAGGCAACUACAUCGCUUCCUUCAUGGCGGCGGGCAGUUUCCUUGUUCUCGGUACUUUGACCAUGACCACUCUGCCUCGCUACUUCUCCUGCACGGAUCCACCGUCUCCUCAAAGACGCCCCCUUGACGACAAAGAUAAGGGUUUACAUUCAGAGUUGGAGCAGAUGAAUAGUUUUCCUUCUGGCACGAAUCGCAGAGGAGUUGAAUGAUCUGACAGGUGAAAUAACCAGGCUCAAUAAUCCGCAAGACUGUGGAAGUUAAGGGUUCAAGAGCCUUCAGUCCAGCCAGUAUAACGAUGGCGCCUGCUUGAAGACACCGUCAGUUAGCAUGCUGCUGCACAUGUGGUUGCAUUAUACCUCAGAGAUUCAGAGCCAAAGUGAAUGAAGAAGCUUACUGUGAAAACUCCCGACGGCAUUAAGGGGCCAGUGGGUUCCUCACUCUGUUACCCAUCCUAACCUCAGUUUAGUGUAUAGGCCAGUUUCUUCUGCCUAAAGGAAACUCUGUGUUUUUAAAUACUUUAUUUGCAGUGUACAGAUGUGUGGUUGCUUUACAUGCACAGCAAUAGGCAAUGUGAUGUGUGACUGUUUUUAUUGUUAUUACCACACACACCAUCAAGUUUCUGCAUACUUGACUACGAAACUAAGAAGCAGAAAUCUAUUUUAUUUUCUUGGUUGUAGAUGUGAAGGUAAAAUGUGAAUCUGAUUGUACUGCUGUAACACUGACCAGCAUAUUUAAAUUUUGCACACUUAUGAUUAAUCUUUAACUUGCAUUGUACUAUUGCCCUCUUGUCCCACCGGCUGUCUGUACACCGCCAUCUCCAAAUAACUGUCAAGUACUACGGCUACACAUGGCAACAUUAUCUUUCACAGACCUAGUGAACAAUCAGUACUACCUGCUGUGGUAUGCAUGCCCAGUAGUUUAUGGUAAUUCACAUUAAAAAGAAUAUUUAAGAAUAUGCACCAUAUAAGGAAAAUCUCACCUUAAUAAUAACUAGAUUUUAAUAUAUAUAUAUUCCAAAAUAACAAAUUAUUGUUGGUCUUUAUACUACUGUGUCAUUUCUGGAUGUAGAUGUAUGAAUGAAAGAAACUGAAUUUCUUAAUGAUUAGCAGCACCCCUCUGUGCUGCUCGCUGUUAAACACUGAUUUAUUAUGAGCACAGCAACAGCUCUAAAGGAGCUGCAGACACCAGCACUGCUUCCAGCAGCUCUCUUUCAGCCUCAGGACUUUCACUUUCCUCCAAUGCAUCAUGUUGCUGGGCAGGAAUACAAGACUUAUUUCUAAAGUGUAUUUUCUGAUCAUACAACCAUUGCUUGCAUAUUCACUUUGUUGAAAAUGUUCGUCUUAACCGGCUUUUCCUGGCAGUCUGUGAUUCAAACCUAUAACACUCUAGUCUACCACUCAAACAUCCAGGCUGCGACCUGACACCAUUAUAUGUUAAAGUGUGAUAUUUUGUACUCAGUCUUGAUUAUAAAGCAAUGUAUUUUCCUUGAA
Messenger RNA from Siniperca chuatsi (mandarin fish), 3040 nucleotides. RefSeq names its product solute carrier family 16 member 13 (gene slc16a13). The transcript has 7 exons. The record is from RefSeq and is a predicted model, not a curated record. Gene Ontology annotation, molecular function: monocarboxylic acid transmembrane transporter activity. The coding region runs from base 371 to 1759 and encodes 462 amino acids. Gene Ontology annotation, biological process: monocarboxylic acid transport; transmembrane transport. Lineage: Eukaryota; Metazoa; Chordata; Actinopteri; Centrarchiformes; Sinipercidae.